AUGAUCCUAAAGCAGGUGCAGCAUUAUGUAUUUAAUGUAAAUGUAUCUCCCUCCAGAGUUGAAUUUACAUUUACUACCUACCUGGAUGGCACUGAUCUGAUCAACGCUGUGGAGAAUCUGAGCUAUAAGGGUGGAAACACACACACUGGUGCUGGUCUCAAGUUUGUUGCAGAUAACUUCUUCAAUCCCACGUCGAGUCGGGAUGUCCCAAAGAUCACCAUCCUGAUCACAGAUGGGAGGUCACAAGACAAAGUGCAGGAACCAGCACAGAAGCUCCGCAGUCAGGGAGUUCAUGUGUUUGCAGUGGGUAUAAAAAGUGCAGACAGGAGUGAACUGUCUCAGAUCUCCUCCCAGCCCAUCAGUGAUUUUAUAUCCUUUGUUGGGGACUUUAAGCUGCUGAACACUCUUCUUCCUCUUGUGAGCCCUCAACUGUGUACCAAAGCAGGAGGAGUUUACGCUAGUGAUGAGGCAUUUUCGGGUCCGUCAAACAUUCAGUUCACAGGCCAGACAUCUGAUACUCUAAGGUUUCGCUGGAGUGCAGCGGGGGGUCCUUUGAGUGGCUAUGUGAUCCAGUAUGUGCCACUCUCCGGCUUGGGUCAACCUAUCACAGCAGACAUGCGUCAGGACACUGUCCCUGCCAGUCAGAGGACGUUUUCCGCACGAGAGCUGAGGUCAGGAACCGACUACCUGGUGACUGUCAUUGCCCAAUACCCAAACAGUUUGGGGGAGUCUGCUUCUGCCAAACAACGAACAAGAUCUUUGCCAGGGGUCACCAGUCUACGCCUGGCUCAGGCAGGCUUCUUCUCGCUCGCUGUGGACUGGGGUCAGCCUUCGACUCCUGUGCAGGGCUACAGACUCACUUAUGGACCACAAGGUCAGCCCGCUGCUCAGCUGUUGGAGCGGUCUCUGUCUGCAGACUCCACUUCUGUCACCCUGGAGUCCCUUAAGCCCGACACAGAGUACGUCGUCAGCCUCUACCCUCUUUUCCCCCGAAACUCUGCAUCCCCCUCCAUCCUCAACGCCCGCACACUGCGCCUUGAGGCAGUGGAGCAGUUGUCAGUGGAGACGAAGUCAGAGAGCAGUGUUCAUGUGCGGUGGAGAGGCGUCAGGGGCGCGCGGGCCUACCGUCUGGUCUGGGGGCCUUUCACAGGACGAAAUGUCGAGACGGUGGAGGUUACUGAGGAGUUUCACACUUUGUCCAGACUGCAGGCCGACGCUGAGUACAUCGUCACCAUCAUCCCGCUGUACGAGGGCAUCAACGAGGGUACUGGAGCAACGACCAGGUUCAAUACAGGGCGCCAGGAGCAGCAGGUGCUCAGAGCAGCCAUCACCAGCCCCUCCACCAUCCGCCUCACCUGGAGAAUCAUUCUGGCAUCUCGGGGGUACCGCCUGGAGUGGAAGGAGGGGGAAGGAGGCCAAAUCCAGAGCCUGACCUUUCCUAGAACCACGACCAGCUAUGAGCUAACAGGCGUUCAGCCCGAGACAGAAUAUAUCAUGAACCUGUACACCCUGUUUGAUGGUCGUGAGGAGGCCACACCUGUCUCCACCUUAAGCAGAGAGGAACAGCCAGUGGGGAGGGUCUCCAACCUGAGAGUUGUGGAGUCCCUGGGCAGUACCGUCCGACUCGGCUGGACGGGAGUAGCCGGUGCCACGAAGUACCGCAUCAUUAUCCUCGACAAAGCAGGGGGAUCAGAGGAAAUCCGGAAUAUCCCUGGAAACCAGACAACCCUGGACCUCAGAGACCUGACGAUGGGAGUGUCUUAUGGGGUCAGUGUCACAGCGCUGGUGGGAGAAAACGAAGGAGACCCAGUCACUGUCUACAUCAAACCAGAGCAAGGUAUUGGCAGAGUGACUAACAUCAGGGUGACAAACGCCAACAGUCGGCGAAUUCGAAUAGCCUGGACAGGUGCUGCUGGGGCAACGGGUUACAGGGUUACCUGGAGACAAGGCAACAGUGGAGAGCAGUCCCGUAUUCUGGGGGCGGAGGUCACAUCCUUCACCAUGGACGGCCUGCAGCCGGAUGAGGAUCUGGUAGUUGGGGUUGCGACUGUGGUUGACCAGCGUGUUGGAGAGGUGGUCACACUGACUGGUCGGACUAAUCCCAACGGGGGAUCGGUGGCUGGCCUUCGCAUUGUUGACUUUACACCUCAGGGGAUACGCAUUGCAUGGUCACGUUCCUCCCGGGCAACUGGUUAUAAGGUCACUUUGCGCAGUGAUGAUGGAGUUGAAACAACUCGUAAUUUGGCCGCUGAUGUCUCUUCUUACACCAUUGACGGACUACAGUCAGAUUCAUCAUACAGUGUAUUAGUUUCUUCACUUACCGGCUCUCGAGAGGGGAGUCCUUCCACCCUGAGUUUCACAACAGAGUCAGAUAAUUCUGUGAUUGGGACUGUGACGUCACUGCAAGUCCAGGAGGCUCGUGGAGAGGUGGUCCGAGUCACCUGGGUUGGUGUGCAGGGAGCAACGUCUUACCGUGUGUCUUGGAAGAGAACAGAUGGUGGUGAAGAGAGGAGUCAGCUGGUGGCGGGAGAUGUGACAGCAGUGGAUUUAGACCGGUUGGACCAGGGAGCCCAGUACGAAGUGCGGGUCAUGGCUUUAGUUCAAAACAGAGAGGGAACUCCCGUGUCUGUCAGAGUCACCACACCUGGUUCCCCCUCCCCCCCAUCACGUACCACAACUUUACGAGUUGCGGAGGUUACCAGGGAUUCAGUGCGGCUUGGCUGGACUCCACUUCCUGGCGCCACAGGAUAUAUUCUACGCUGGAGAGACGAGAGAGACAUUGGUCCAGGCUUGUCUGUUACGCUCCCCGCUGCGUCCAACUUCUAUCAGGUGACUGGGCUGCGAUUGGGCCGUGGUUAUCGUUUCACCGUGCUGCCCACUUUUGCAAAUGGAUUGGGAACAGAGAGCUCUCUAGAUGAACGCACUGUGUGUGUGGGCGGACGUCUGGACGUGGUGUUUGUGGUUCCGGCAUCUACGGAUCGGAGUAGCCUCGCAAGACCACUGCGUGAACUCCUCGCAAGUGCAGCAGGGUCUCUCAAUACUAUUGGAGCCCGGGACUCUCAGGUGGGAGCUGCAGUAUAUGGCUACAGACCCAAAACAUGGUUCCCCCUUAGUCGCCAUAGCAGGUAUGACACACUUCUUCAACAGAUCCAGUCCACACCAUUUGAUGAAAGCCCGGGAAAUAACAUUGGUGAGGCAGUGACCUACACCAGGCAAUACCUGCUGACCCCCUCAGUUGGACGGAGACCGAGGGUCCCUGGUGCUGUCGUCAUCAUCGCUGACAGAAACUCAGCUGACAAUCUGACUCUGGCAGCCCUCGGUCUUAGGGCUACAGGUGGGAACAUGUUCCCACCUGUUUAUUGA
Notothenia coriiceps (black rockcod) is the source of this 3363-nucleotide messenger RNA. RefSeq names its product collagen alpha-1(VII) chain-like. The record is from RefSeq and is a predicted model, not a curated record. Gene Ontology annotation, biological process: cell-matrix adhesion; nervous system development; heart development. The coding region runs from base 1 to 3363 and encodes 1120 amino acids. NCBI's taxonomy places the organism in Eukaryota, Metazoa, Chordata, Actinopteri, Perciformes, Nototheniidae. The transcript has 24 exons. Gene Ontology annotation, molecular function: extracellular matrix structural constituent; integrin binding; proteoglycan binding.